AUGUGUCACUCAACUUGACAGACGCUCUACCCGUAUCAGUGUUAUUUGGCCACGCUAACUGAUGCGAUGUACCCUGAACAUUAACGAGGCUAUAAGGAACCCUAUACCUGGACAUGCCGCGUACCUGUAGGAAGGUUUUUGGUCAAGAGAUCGGAUACUUCAGAUGGAUAAGUAUAUUGCUUAUUCUUUAUAGCAAGAAAGUAUGGGCAGUGACACGAACACAACAAGCCACUUUCCUCUGCUUCGGUAACAACUCGGACAGUAGCCUGCUACACUUCACGUUCCGGGUACUGGCCAAUAGUGAUAAUGUGGUCGGAAUUGUGCCGUAUGACGCCAGCUCAUCCUCCUUGGGUGUGGGGAAGAGAACAGGAUGUACGACUGUCGAAGGGAACGGUACAGCUAUCAGUCCAUUGGAGUUGACCAUCACAGUCGACACGGACGAUCUUGCAAAUGUCGCUACUAUGUCCAACACAUGUGGGGUUCAAGAAAUUACAACUGGGGUAAAAUAUAAGUUCCGCAUACGGACUAUUGGUGACCUCGACCUUGACAUUGGAACAGAUGCUUACUAUGAUUGUGAGUGCGACAUGGCAAAUCUCCUGAGAGGCUGGCAAACAGUUGGUCCAGCUUUUGCUGUAGGAAUGACGUCGAUGACGUUACAGGAAGUCCAAGUUGGAGCUGUCAUGAGACUAGUGGACAAGGCAACAGAUCUGCCCGUCACUGUGGUGGAGCUGGGUGCAGAUGUCUACCUCCAGGUGGUGUACAACCCUCAGGCUCAGGACAGUAACGCUUUUGAUUCCUGCGGAACAUCUUUUUGGGUUGCGUUCGAUCGUGUGUCUGCAAAUGCGGCGCGGUCACAUGACCUGAUUAUCCUGAGUGCUACCACAUUAAAGUCACAAGUCCUGUUCUGGAACACUAGCACGAGUCAGGUAUUUGAGGCCAUCACCGUAGACCCGUCGUCAUCAGCACGUGUGUCUGUCCCUGGAAGUGCUUCAGGAGCAGCAAUGCUAGUUACGUCUACAGAGAAAAUUUAUAUUAUGACCUACAGUUCUUGGACAGGAGGCAAGUCGUUACAAACGAUUUACCCUACGGACACACUAGGGUCAUUGUACCACUUAGUAUCAUCAAAUGAUAACAAUUUUGUGAUAAUAAUCGCGACCGAUGAUCAAACCGCAGUAAACGUGACUUCGACACACUUCUCCGUAUCUAUUGGUGGGACCAAUAUUCCUGCAGGAAGUACAGACAGCCGUAACUUACAAACGUUUGAGGCUUUGCACAUUUAUAGUAACAACGAUCUUUUAGGUACCAUAAUCUCAUCGUCCAAACCAGUGGCUGUUUUUACAGGGUUUGACACACCUGUCGCACAAAACAAGUUUGGAAUACAGCAGUCAUUGAGUAGGGAAAAGUUAGGAACAACUUUUAUCAUCCCUACAGGAGCAGGGAAUGUGAAAUGUGUUGCUUCUCAAUCUGGUGCGACGACAAUACGGUUUGCAUCUAGCCAGCUGGGAUCUGCAGAUAAUACUACACAGUUAAAUCAACAUGAACAAUUGAAUUUGAAUUCAGAUGGUGAGUAUUUUUUCGAACUAAAGUCCAGUGGACCAGUAUCGUGUCUGAAGAUAUACGGAGAGGAAACCGUAGUUUUGAUACCGCCUCUUCAACAGUGGUCGAAUGUCUACGUUCUGGACGUUGGCAAUUCCAAUAUCGAAAAUUCAUCUGUAUACUUCGUCAUCAUGAAUGGAUCCGAAUCCGCAUUAAAACUAAAUCAGGAGAGUAUUACAGCUCAAAAGAGUGCAGUCCAUCAUUUAAGUUCAGGUUCCGACGCCAAUGAUCUGAUAAUGAUGGUUGUCAAACUUCCUGCAGCUGUUUCUCUGCCCGUGACAGUUUCCCAUCCGUCCGAGACCUUUCUGGCCCUUUUAGUACUGGAUAACGGUACAGACGUGGUGGCUGCUACAGUUCCUCCUGGUAUACACCUGGCAGACUUGUAUGUCAACGGUGAUCCAUCUUGUUCAAAGACUUCUGGCUACAGAGGGGACUUGGUGGAUAACGAUUGUGAUGGCUGGGUUGAUGAAGAUACGGAUUUAGACACUGAUAAUUCUUUUCCCGAUGUACCAGCCAGUUUGAUAGACAACCUUCAUCCUAUAAGAGUGAGACCUAGGGAUUGUGUUGCCAAACCUAACAACGUCUGGGGAGACGGAGACAUAUCAAAGAUGGUUAUACACACAUCCGGAUGCUUACCAACAGGAAGUGACGUAUCGCCGUUCACUCCAUAUUCGACAUUUAACAUGACCAGUGACUCUACGACGUUUCCCGUCGUCUAUAACACCGGAAGUUUCUACAUGCCUCGAUUUGAAAAUCAAGCAGACGUUUAUUUCUUAUGUAAACUGGACUUCUGUUUCCGAUUUGACGAUGCAUCUUGCACAACGAGUAUAUGUCAGACCAGGACACGCCGUACAGCAGACAGCAAUGCCGCCUCAUCUGUCGUAGGACUGAAAGUUACUGUUACAGAAAAACAAUCGAGACAAUCUGACAGUUCUGAAGAUAGGUCCCAAUCCGCGGAGGAAUACUGCAUGGAGGACCACGACUUUAUAGGAGUGAUCGGCGUCUUCGGCUGUCUCACUUUUGUGGCUCUAGGAGUGACGUCAUAUCUCUUUUGUAGAGUCAGAAAUACACUUAAGCGGGACAAAUAUUAGUAUUUGAGUUUUCAAGCUCCCGUGUCGCAGAUGUCGACAAAGUGACAACAUUGUUCCUGAUAGUAGUUGGUUUACGAUGGCUUUUCGAUGUUAUGGAUUACAAUGAUUAAACAUUCGUACAAGACUAGCUGUAUGAACUGGAUGUUACAUUUUUUAAGAUAAGUUAAACAUUUAUCAUAUAAACAAUCAGCAUAUCUAUGUUUUAUUAACUUUUAGGUACAUACAAAAUAUACGAUUUAACACCAGUUAAAUUGCCACAACUGAAUAAUGUCAAGAAUUGAGCUGAAGCAUAUCAUAAUUAAAAUUAUGCUCAGUAAUAGACGAUUUUACGCUCAGAUUCAGCUAGUAUUAUUCUUUACAAUGUUAAAUGUAAAUAUGAUUUAAUUCCAUGAUUUACAGCUAUAAUUUUUAGUUAUAUUAGAUCAUUAUAUUUAUGCUUCAUCAGCGAUGAACCUGUAUGAAUGUGUGUGUGUGCACCAUUAAAAUGUCGUUUUAAAACCUUUUUUGAAAUAAAUUGUAUACACACUAAAAUUCCAAUUAAAAACCUUACAACGAGAAUGUAAACUAUCAUC
Molecule: messenger RNA, 3259 nt
Organism: Mizuhopecten yessoensis (Yesso scallop)
Lineage: Eukaryota; Metazoa; Mollusca; Bivalvia; Pectinida; Pectinidae
Exons: 14
Coding region: 114-2687 (857 amino acids)
Source: RefSeq, a predicted model, not a curated record